AUGCAGGUGCCACUCUCCUCCUGCUCCAUUUCUUCUCCUCACUCAUCCCCAACACAUUCGCCUGCCAGUCUGGCCAAAGUGCUUACCACCUAUGAUUUGGUCCAACUGGGAAUCGGUAGUAUCCUUGGUGCCGGGCUAUAUGUGGUCACAGGAGACGUGGCAAUGAACCGGACCGGACCGGCCAUCAUUUUAGCCUUCCUGAUCGCUGCCAUAGCUAGCCUCUUCUCGGGUUUGUGCUACGCCGAAUUCGGCUCCCGCGUGCCGCAGACCACGGGUUCGGCUUACACCUAUUCCUACCGAACAGUGGGUGAACUGAUCGCUUUUGUGAUCGGCUGGAAUAUGGUGAUGGAGUACAUGAUCGGGAGUGCAGCAGAUGCACGCGCUCUCAGUGCUGCAAUCGACUAUCUGGCCGGGCAUAGAGUGAAGACCUGGACAGAGUCCUCAUAUGGCCGGUUGCCAUGGUCAUCGGCCCCAUCUACUGGAACUGCUGGGAGGGACGCGAGACCGGGUAGUCAGGUCAAGAAGCGAUCCGAACGUCGUAUUGGCCGCAGAACAACGCGAAUCGGCGCUCGUAUUCUGAUAAGAUCGACCUUCGAGUGUCAUCUUCAUGAACUUUCAUACGCGAUAAAAAUCUCCUUAACUAUGUUAUUCUAG
Messenger RNA from Protopolystoma xenopodis, 654 nucleotides. NCBI's taxonomy places the organism in Eukaryota, Metazoa, Platyhelminthes, Monogenea, Polystomatidea, Polystomatidae. The record is from the annotation of a GenBank genome assembly.